GCGAUCGUCUUGCUCGAAAGCAAGGGCUUAAAUGCCCACACUUAUUUUUUAUUUGGCUGAACUUGGGCUCGAUCUUCUUAAUUUGAUUGAUCAAUUUGGAAAUUCGAGAAUUUAGAAAAAGGCGCUCCCCAGCCAUAACACUGCCGCGCAUUCGUGAAAUGACUGAGCCGCGAGAUCCAAAGCGCGCGCACGCUGCAAUUGAGUCCUAUCUCUCUGCUACAAAACGUAUUUUUCAAAACAUCGAAUUGGACAUGGACAACCUCAGUGACAUUUUUGGAGCAGACACUGGCGCAGUGGACUACUUGCGCUGCGAUAUUUACGUUCAAUCGGCGGGUGACAGUAGUGGGUGCCCAAUUGAGACAGAUAUCGAGAAGUUGCGUUCAUGGCACGCGCGCAUAUAUUCUGUUUUUACAGAAAAAACCGAGGCAUAUGUGUGGAACAGAGAACCGCUAAGCCUUUUUGUCAACACUCGAAGCAAGGUGCCGUGCAUUUCGGGACAGAUGGUUCACGGUGAUUCUGUCAGCGAUGAGUGGCUGGUUGUUUGGCUCCUGCACGAAAUGACAAAACAAUUCCCUGAAUUAAUUGUCAGCGUCCGCGAUUCUGACGGUGAGUUUCUGCUGGCAGAGGCAGCAAUGCAUAUUCCUUAUUGGAUCACGCCCGAAAAUAGUCAAAACAGAGUUUUUAUAUUCAGAGGCCGGCUGCACAUUGUUCCUUUAUCCGCGGCCAGCACUACCAAGCUUCCCGACCCAGAGCACAUUUUGCUUCAGGACGCAUUGAGUGCUGUUGUUUGCCCUAAUGUGUCAACAUAUGCAACUGUCCUGGCAGAAAGGGCAGCAUUUGCCCGGCUGGAAGAGUUUCCCGACAGUAUGUUGCAGAACUUGCACACCGCGCGCUGUAAACUCCCAACGGCUAUUGCCCGCUUGCUCGCUUGCAACCCUCAGCUGAUAGCCGCUGCCACUGAGAUGUUUUAUGGCCGUGAUCCGGUGCAGCUGAAGGAGUGCCAGAAGAUGGAGGGAUUCUCGCCUGAGCCCUCGGUGACGGCAAUGGUGCGCUUCAACCGUGUCCAAUACGCCAAGCUGGUUACUCAGAGCAUCGGCGCACUCGCUGCGUUCAAUAUUCUCCCCGAGAAGUCUGCAGACCACAAGGCUAGCCUUUUGGGAACAAAAAUUGCAUGUGGCUUUGAGAUACUGAAUCGCGAGGGAGCCAGGCAUCCGUCAACAUCCAAAUUGCAUGUUCAAUCUGGAAAUGAGCGUAAAAUAGGCAUGAUUUAUUGCAUGUAUAUCUGCGGGGGGCUAUGCGUUUUGCUUAUUUUAUUUGGCAAAUCUGAAUAAGCAGAUACGCCUGCCUGAUGGUGAUGAUGAUGCUGUUUCUGGUAUUGCGACUUUUGAUCUUUGGGUUGGCCUGAAGUACUCAUAUGCCUGUUUUGUCAGCUUUACAUGUGUCCUGUU
Kickxella alabastrina is the source of this 1448-nucleotide messenger RNA. RefSeq names its product SGT1 protein-domain-containing protein. The record is from RefSeq and is a predicted model, not a curated record. The transcript is spliced from 7 exons. Lineage: Eukaryota; Fungi; Kickxellomycota; Kickxellomycetes; Kickxellales; Kickxellaceae. Bases 159 to 1331 code for a protein of 390 amino acids. Gene Ontology annotation, cellular component: nucleus.